AUGGAGUCACAAACGGGUUUCAGGGCUCAGCCAAGUUCUAGUUCAGAAGAGCGGCCAGUCAUCGUUGGUGCCUGCGACAUGUGUCGGAAGAAAAAGAUCCGCUGCGAGCCUACUCCACAAGGAUGCAGUCCAUGCACCAAAUAUGGCACAAGGUGUCAUUUUACGCCAAUUGCAAUGAAGAAAAAGACUCGCAGACCAGCUGGCUUCAAAUACAUCGCACAGCUCGAGAAAAGACUUUUAGGAGUAGAGGCGUUGCUAGGAGAGAGGUCGCUGGGAAAGCCAAUUGUACAUGACAUGAACUCGCGUAAAGAGCAGACGACACACACAGCAUUUCUUAAUACAGCGGCAUUGAUCAAAUCUCCCAAUGGAAAUAAUCCAUGGGCACCAGAGAAAUUACACACAGUUUCUCUGCCAGCGCGGCAGCAGCUUCCCACAAAAGCAGUCGCUAUAGAGUUGAUCGAGGAAACUUUCAACAACUAUAAUAGGUUCCUUCCACUUUUUGACGAAGAGGACUUCUUGAAAGAGUUUCAACUCAAGUACUCGACGUCCAACCCUAGAGAUGCUGGUUGGUGGGCAUGCCUGAAUGUUGUGCUGUCGAUAGCUCAUCGUCUCCGCUCCAUACGCGCAAAAGAUCCGACACAGGAUCACAUUCUAGCUUUUGGUUAUGUGCAAAACGCCCUCAGUGUCGUCUCUGAGCUGAACGUCUCUGACCGCAGUCUCUCUGCCGUCCAGGCUCUGGCGGGCAUGGCUUGCAUUCUUCAGGGCACACCGGAUCCGGAGCCAGCUGCAAUGCUCGUUGCUGCUGCUCUCCGCUUGGCACAAGCUAUGAAUCUGCAUAGAGAAUGCUCCGGUCCAGGGCUCAUGGAAUCGCAAGCCGAGAAGCGGAGGCGGGUGUUCUGGAAGGUGUACAUUCUUGACAAGGAUAUCAGUCUACGGACGGGCCGACCCUUUGGUCAAGAUGACGAUGACAUGGAUGUACGUCUGCCAUCAAACACAAGUCUUGAACCAGGUAAUAUGGACCUCUUCAACUGUCGCAUAGGGCUUGCGCUGGUUCAGGGGCAGGUAUAUAAACAACUGUACUCGGUACAGGCUGGACGACAAACGGCGACACAGAGGGCGAUUGCUGCACAAGAACUGAGCUCUUUAUUAUCUUACUGGAAGUCCAGCGCUCAGCUAGAACUACCAGAGGACUCUACGACAUUCUCAGGGGCCCAGCUAUCAGGCGAGAUGAUCCACAAGGUGGUCUUAAGACUCACAUAUAUUCAUUGCCUCGCAAUGAUUGAUCACCACUUGCCCCCGGCGGCGCAAUCUUCCUCCAACCAAGAGCUCAGUCGGUCUGAACCAUCAUCAUUUCCAAGCAGUCUUUGCGUCGCUGAGUCACGCAAAGCGAUCCGUCUCGUUGAAUCCAUCCCUCAAGGAGACUGCGCCUGUGUCUGGAUGCUCCUUCACGCUUUCUUCGCUGCGGCCAGCAGUAUGCUCUAUAAUUUAACACAAAAUCCUAUGUCGCCUGACGCAAUUUCAGAUCUCGAUCUCGUUGAGCCAUUUCUGCGUCUGUUGGAGACACUUGCCAGGGAUCCAAGGACACUAUCACAGUCCGACGAACUGGUACGAAUGCGUCGCACUUGCAACAGCCUAAACCUUGAAGCAAAAGAGGCUGUUCAACUUUUCAGUUUGAGGCCUCUAGCGUCCUCUACAUGA
Molecule: messenger RNA, 1698 nt
Organism: Trichoderma atroviride IMI 206040
Lineage: Eukaryota; Fungi; Ascomycota; Sordariomycetes; Hypocreales; Hypocreaceae
Source: RefSeq, a predicted model, not a curated record